AAGGCGGGCACUGUCUGAAUACGGGUGGUUUGUGUGCUCAGGACUGGGAAAUAUCAGUCAUGCAGCAAGAACAUUUGUUCAAAGUCCUUGUGAUUGGAGACCUCGGAGUCGGGAAAACGUCCAUCAUCAAGCGCUAUGUUCAUCAGAUCUUCUCUCAGCAUUACCGCGCUACUAUAGGCGUCGACUUCGCGCUCAAAGUCUUGAACUGGGACAGCCAGACGGUCAUCCGCCUGCAGUUAUGGGACAUUGCUGGGCAGGAGCGUUAUGGGAAUAUGACACGGGUGUACUACCGAGAGGCUGUGGGGGCACUUAUAGUGUUCGAUGUGACCAGAGCCUCUACAUUUGAUGCAGUGCUGAAGUGGAAAGAUGACCUGGACUCAAAGGUUACUCUCAGCAACAGCAAACCUGUCCCAGUGGUUCUGCUGGCCAAUAAAUCUGACCAGUUACGGGAGGGUGUGUGUCCUCAGAUUCCCAAACUGGACACAUUUUGCAAAGAAAACGGAUUCGUGGGAUGGUUUGAAACCUCGGCCAAGGAGAACACAAAUAUUGAAGCAGCAGCCAGAUGCCUGGUGCAGCACAUACUGACCCAUGAGGAGAACACUGUCAGCGACUCUGAUCCAGACACAGUGACCCUGCCCAGCUAUAACAAUAACACCAAAGAUCGUGACCGGGCCAGAUGCUCCACAUGCUCCAAAUACUGAGAUCUGUGCUGAGGAGGAACAGAUGUCAGAGAGAGAGAGAGGGAGAGAGAGAGAGUUGGAGAAAGACAUGUUGGGCAUCAUUUUGUGAAGGUUGAUGCCUUUUCCCAACAACAACAUGCAGUGAAGAACAAGAAACAAAACAUUAAGAGGAGAAAUAAGAACAGGCCUUGAUGAUGUUCAUAGCAGAUAUUACAGACUUGCAGUGGAGGUGAUGCACAGCAAUGUGUACAGACAAUACCAACAUUUUCCCAGACCCAAAAGAACACUGUUGAAGAAAGUAAUGAAAUAUCUGUGCACUUUCACGUUUCUCAUGUAUUUUAUAAGUAGCAAAACACUACAUUUGUUGGACCAACUGCUUCUUGAGUAAAUAUGAAACCAGUAUGUGAGAUUAUUUGCUCCACAGGAACAGCAAAUGAUUAUUAUGCUGUACUAUCAGAUUUGUUGCAGAUAUAUCAAUCACAUGAGUAAAGGAGAGCAUGGCACAACAUUUUAGGGCCUAUAUCUUGGAAAAACAAAUUUUCCUAACUUUUUUUUAAGUUUCAAAAAAGUUCACCCAGUCUAUAUAAGAACACUAAGCUGCAGCAAUAGCACAUUUAGAAUUCCCUAUUUCUGUGAAAGCAUCCCAUUCACAUAUAUCAGUCUAUUCUGCCUACAGCAGUUUAGCUCCACCUGGUCAUGCUGAAGUUAUAAGGAGUGUUUCAGCCCAGACUAUCUUCCAAAUAAGGUGCAAAACAGGACAGAAAAUCUGAAUAAAGCUUAUUUACAUAUUUAGUCUUAAAAGCACAGAAAUAAAAAUGUUGUGUUUAAUUCUAAGUGAUGAGAGGUUGGAAAUAGUCAUAUAACAAUUAAUGAUGACUUUUUUUGAUGCAUAAAGCCACAACAUGACAAUUUCAAGAAAAAAGAUCAAGUACAAGACAAAUGGGACCUUUAGUACAUUUUAUACACAUCUCUGCUAUAAUUCCAAAUGUAAACUUUGUUUCUAGUACCUACCAUUUAUGAACAAUUCAGCCAAAAGCAAAAGAGUGAGUGCAUAAGUGGGGUUAAUUUUAACAUGACAAAACUAGUUUUAACAGUCACUGAAUGGAAAAGCAAUUUCAUGUAACUCCAUGUUGUUUGAACCAGACAAGAUUAUAAAUGAAACUGUAUGUAUCAAAAUAAAUAUUACUAAUAAAAGAGAUUGUGUCAAAUA
Messenger RNA from Pygocentrus nattereri (red-bellied piranha), 1890 nucleotides. RefSeq names its product RAB38c, member of RAS oncogene family (gene rab38c). Gene Ontology annotation, cellular component: trans-Golgi network; phagocytic vesicle; Golgi apparatus. NCBI's taxonomy places the organism in Eukaryota, Metazoa, Chordata, Actinopteri, Characiformes, Serrasalmidae. The record is from RefSeq and is a predicted model, not a curated record. Gene Ontology annotation, molecular function: GTPase activity; GTP binding. Bases 60 to 701 code for a protein of 213 amino acids. Gene Ontology annotation, biological process: endosome to lysosome transport; phagosome-lysosome fusion. The transcript has 4 exons.